AUGAUUUUAAAGCACCAUAGCCCAGCCGAAUCUAGUUCUGCCUGCUAUAUCGAGCGUCUACCUCCAGAAGUCGCGGAAUUGAUAUGCUACUCCAUUGACGAGAAGGACGUUCCUAAUCUUCGCUUGGUGUCCAAAUUUUGGAACAACAUUGCUACGCGGUUUUUGCUCGGAAACGUGAACUUGGUCUUCAAGCCGGAAAGUUUCCAGCGUCUCCUCGACAUCUCACGGCACCCGCUCAUCAGCAAACAUAUUACUUCUCUGUAUUAUGAGCCGAACACGCUAGAUGACUAUACAACACAAUAUGAUUGGGAGAGUAAUAUCAUCAAUAACAGCCAUACGGGAGCCUUUGGAGCACUCCCAGGCCCCGAUGCCAGUGAGCGUGAGCUUCGCGCCUGGCGACGCAACAUCACCAAGAUCCGAGAGAGGCCUCGUCACAAUUACUCAAGAAGCUACCUCGAAAAGGCUUACAAAGAGUACACUCGAAUGUACGCUGAGCAGGAAGAACUUCGGCGCAGAGACUACGGACUACAGGAGUUUUCUGAUGCUAUGUCCCGUCUACCUAACCUGUCGGAGAUAUGCAUGAACCAUGGAUGGGCUAUCUAUGUUAGACGUAAGGAUGCGAUCAAUGCUUUCGCAGCAGGUCUCCAUUAUGCGGGAGGAGAUUAUUGCGGCAUCCCCUUCAUGAGCUCAUUGCUUCUUGCCGUUCACGAAGCUGGUAUCAAACUCAGUAUACUACAACUUGGCAGCGUUGAUUGGAAAUUCUUACAGCAGAGUGACGAAGUUCUGGAGCGCAUGAAGAGUACCCUUCACUACCUAACGACUUUGGAGCUUGCAAUCUCUACCGGAAUGGACGAAAGCGGCAACGAUAUUGGCGUAGAAAUACCAAAGUGCCGGAGAUAUCUUAGUAAAAAUGCUAAGCUGACUGAGUUUCUUGCCGCGGCUCCCAACCUCAAAAAUCUUACGAUAAGCUUCGACUGGUAUGAACCAUUCUGUCCGGCCGAGCUGAAUCAGACUGUUGGAAGUACAACAUGGCCAUGCCUCGAAAGCAUUGCAUGGGAGAACAUUGAUGCAGCACCCGAAAAUAUAAACUGCUUCUUCGAACGACAUGCGUCAACGUUGAAGCACGUUACUAUGAGAACGAUGCGACUCCAGGAAGGCACCUGGAUAGAAACCCUCCAGAAAAUGAACAAAGUCUUGAACUUGAAAUCUGCAUGUAUUAGGGGAGACCUGCUUGGCGAGAAUCCGCCUCAGCAUUGGGACCUUGAACCAAACCUCUGGGCCGAGCACACCGAUUUGCGAUCUCAGGGAAAUCGGACAAGCAAAGCAAUUCAAGACUUUCUUUUGCAAGGUGGUAGCUGCCCUUUGAUUGAUCAGGACGCGCAUCCUCAACGUGGCCGGUAG
Messenger RNA from Letharia columbiana, 1401 nucleotides. RefSeq lists its product as uncharacterized. NCBI's taxonomy places the organism in Eukaryota, Fungi, Ascomycota, Lecanoromycetes, Lecanorales, Parmeliaceae. Gene Ontology annotation, molecular function: protein binding. Bases 1 to 1401 code for a protein of 466 amino acids. The transcript has a single exon. The record is from RefSeq and is a predicted model, not a curated record.